ACGAGUUGCUCAACCUCAAGAUGAGGGGCCUGGACAAGACCCCCCUCUGGUUGCAGGAGCCGCCCGCUUUUAAGGGAGGCGUCUGCACGAAGGAGGGGGGCGCGAAGCCGGUGCCCAAGUACAGUUUUCCGAACUUCAUCUGCAAUUCCGAGGAGACCAGGACGACAGAGCUGACACCGAAACCAUUGACCGAACAGAAGGACGAGCCGCCAGCUCCAGCUGCAUGUCUGUCCUCCAGCAACGUGGCGAUGAGGAACCGCGAGGAGAAGUUCGAGAUUACCAAGAGCCACUGGAGCCAGCUGAAGGAGCCAAGGCCCAGCAAGCAGUUCGAGGAUGAUUUCGACAAUCUGCGGCAGUGGCAGAAGAGCCAGAGCACCUCCAAGCUCCAGCAGGGAUACGUGCAGAAGCAGCAGCAGCAGCAGGAGCAGGACCUUAGCAGGAAGUGCGAGGCCAAGCGAAGGGAUCACCUCGCCGCCGAAAGCCGAGCCACCGCCCGACGGCCCGAGCUGUUGGGGGAAGUGAGAGACGACCCUAAGGAGGCGCAGGUUGUUUGCUGGCCAGAAAAGAGCUGCCCGCACCUGAAGGACAACCACAUGUGCACGGUAAAGGCCAAGCAGGCGGUAGAGCGCCAUCAGAAAGCAAAUAAAAACCUACGAGAAUCCUGCCCGAUCGCAGCGGAGAAGAAGGCGGCUCGCAGGCAGCAGAAGCAUCAGGAGGACAUGUGCAAGGACACUGCAAAGCAGAGAGAACAACAAAUCUUCAUGCUGGAGAGAAAGUGCAAGGAUAUCCUAGGGGAGCAGGCGCCACAGCGAGGCCUCGGCGAGGAGCUGCAGCUUCGAGAGGUGGAACGGCUGUCCAAGUGCCUGAAUCUUCUCGAGCUGAAGAUGCUGCUGCAAAUGAAGAGCAAAUUCAAAAGGACGCAGAGUGGCAGGACAGAGAAUGGGCAGAAGCAGCUGCCGCAGGUGAAAAAGUGCCUGGAGAUCUGGGAGAAACAGGAGCUGGCGGAGAAAGGUGAAGAGCGAGGGAUCGACAGCGACUGCGAUGGCUUUGUGCUGCAUCAGAUCGAGGAAAUCUCCAAGCAGUGCGCCGCCACGAAGGAAAAGUACGAGAGGCGGAGGAGAAGGCGUUUGGAAAGCGAGGCCCGAAAGAAGGAAGAGGAGGAGCGCAUCCGGAAAGAGGAAGCAGAGGCCGCUCUGAGAAAGAAGACAGCCGAGGCACUCCACAGGAUAUCGCUGAUCUCCGAUCUGAAGCAAAAGCGCAGGGAUAUCGCCACCAAACAGCAGCUCUUGCAGCUCAAACACUUGGAGAGGUCCAUGGAGGAGAAGCUGAAUGAAGAGAAGCAACGCAGGCGGGCGGAGCGUGACCAGACGAGGGCUGAGCACAAGCAGAGACUCAGGCAAAUGAAGCGAAUGGUCUGAGCAUUACACAGGACUCGAGCACCCAGAUCCUCGUCAUCACUCCCGCCAUCUCCAAGUGGCGCUAAAGCGCUAAACUUCGGGGUAAGGAUGACUGCCGGACGCAGGCCCACCCACAGAGGCAUUCUCCUCCGACACCACGAGCCUCCGCCUUCGGAUCCACCAUCAUAUCACGCAAGCGCCUGUCCAACCUGAAGCGAUAUGGCAUCAAUGACGCUCUGGUGGUCUACUGGCUGCGGGAGGCAGCGUUCCCGCUGGUGCAGCCAGCCGCUCGUUGUGGCACAAA
Messenger RNA from Drosophila miranda, 1701 nucleotides. RefSeq names its product axoneme-associated protein mst101(2)-like. The transcript is spliced from 2 exons. NCBI's taxonomy places the organism in Eukaryota, Metazoa, Arthropoda, Insecta, Diptera, Drosophilidae. Bases 21 to 1418 code for a protein of 465 amino acids. The record is from RefSeq and is a predicted model, not a curated record.